AUGAAAUAUCAAUUCAUCAUUUUUCUAAAGUUCGAACAUGAAAUUCAAUUACGAGUUUCGGCAUCGUUUUUAUUACCAUUUAUGACAAACGAACAUUUCAAUUUUUUCGUUCAUCGAUUUGUUGUUAUAUUUGAUUCUAGCAACUGCUUGGUUGGCGGUUGUGGAGGUGGCCUCUGCUGCUCGGCAUAUGGCUAUUGUGGUACGGGUGCUGAGUACUGCGGUGCAGUGGCGGGUGGUUGCGGAACCUAUGGCUGUCCAGGAGGACAAUGCUGUUCGCAAUUCGGCUAUUGUGGCACCACGGCACAACACUGUGGUGGCGGUCCUGCCAUCAAUCCCGGUAGUGGUCAAUGCGGGGGCACUGGUUGUCCAGCAGGAGCGUGUUGUUCUGCACAUGGAUUUUGUGGAAACACUGCUGCCCAUUGCGGAGGAACCGGCUAUGGUAAUUGUGGUCAAACUGGUUGUGGCGCUGGUCUCUGUUGCUCGCGACAUGGAUAUUGUGGUCCAUAUGCUACUCACUGCUCUUUCGCCAAGUUCUUAUCCAGAAAGGAGCCAGCUUCACUUGAAGGCGAAUUCCAUGGAGAAGCGACGUAUUACAAUGAGACCAUGGCUGGUUCGGAGUACAGCACUUGUGGUACAAGUCGAGCUCGUUCAUUGGAUGAAAGCGAUGAAAAAAUCUACACGGCUGCUCUCAAUGAAGUUCAAUUUGAUCCAUACACUGUCGAAGGUAUUCCAAGUACCAAUCCGAUCUGUCAAAAGAAAGCUAUUGUUAAGGGUGCCAAAGGUGAAAUAGUGGUACGAUUUGUUGAUCGCUGUCGCGAUUGUAAAAAUGGUAAAAGCAUUCGACUUCAUAAUAUUGAUAAUUUUACUGGAUUCUUCUAG
Molecule: messenger RNA, 879 nt
Organism: Rotaria sp. Silwood2
Lineage: Eukaryota; Metazoa; Rotifera; Eurotatoria; Philodinida; Philodinidae
Source: the annotation of a GenBank genome assembly